Aspergillus tanneri is the source of this 396-nucleotide messenger RNA. RefSeq names its product mitochondrial 54S ribosomal protein mL41. NCBI's taxonomy places the organism in Eukaryota, Fungi, Ascomycota, Eurotiomycetes, Eurotiales, Aspergillaceae. The transcript has 2 exons. The record is from RefSeq and is a predicted model, not a curated record. Gene Ontology annotation, molecular function: structural constituent of ribosome. Gene Ontology annotation, cellular component: mitochondrial large ribosomal subunit. Gene Ontology annotation, biological process: translation. Bases 1 to 396 code for a protein of 131 amino acids.
AUGUUUAGGCCUUCGCAACCGAUGAUGGCGCGUUUGCGCCUGACAACAAAGCAGGUCAAUGGUGGUUAUUAUAAGGGAAAUAGGACCGGCUCGAUGGGUUACUUCGCGAAGAAUGGCUCUUACGUGAUCGACUGGAAAAAAGUCCGUACUUACGUUGUACCGGAGAAUCUGGAUACCUUCAAGCUUACGCCAUUUGUGACGAAACGCAUGGCCCCGACCAAGAGCCGAUACACCAAGGAACUUGAGCGGAAUGGUACGAUAGUUACGAGUGAAAGGCCAUUUGAUGGAAAGGAGUAUCUUGACCUGUGGGCAUCCGACAAUGGUCCCGAAGUUCUCGAACAGGAGCGGCUCAGAAAUGAAUCGGCGUCUAGCGAAUCGACAUCAACUCGCCAAUAG